AGCAAGAAUACAAAAAGAUGCUGUUUUUUUACUGUUUUGACACAAUCCCCAAACGUAUGAAGACGAGCAAGUCCAGAGAGGAGAUGCCUCAAAUAAUCAUCCAGUUCUUAGGAGAAGACGAGUCCAUCUCUGCAAUGAAGGAAGCAAUGCUGUUCAUUCCAAGGAUGGACCCUGCAGUCCAGAACAAGCUGCGUCCCUUUGUGAACAAACUGAGCAUGAAACAGGAAGAAGAGACCAAAGAGAGUAAAUGGAAAACAACCCUGACCUCCAUCCUGGAGCAGCUGGAUGAGCAAGAAUACAAGAAGAUGCUGUUUUGUUACUGUUUUGACAAAAUCCCCAAACGUAUGAAGACGAGCAAGUUCAGAGAGGAGAUGCCUCAAAUAAUCAUCCAGUGCUUAGGAGUAGAUGGGUCCAUCUCUGCAAUCAAAGAAGCAAUGGAGCAAAUACCGAGGAUGGACUCUGCAGUCCAGGACAAGCUGCGUCCCUUUGUGAACAAACUGAGCAUCAAACAGAAAGAAGAGACCAAAGGGAAGAAGAGGAAACAUGAAAGUGAUCAGAACUCAGCGGACAAGGAGCCAGAGACCGAAGCCAAGUUUAAGAAGAACAAAGUUGUGAGUGACUCAGUUUCUUCUGAUGAGGAGCAAAAUGUUGCAGCUGGUGAGUUAACACACACAUUACAGAUAAAACAGUGAUGAAAAGUUCUACAAAAUAUUUACAA
Scomber scombrus (Atlantic mackerel) is the source of this 718-nucleotide messenger RNA. RefSeq lists its product as uncharacterized. The transcript is spliced from 4 exons. The record is from RefSeq and is a predicted model, not a curated record. NCBI's taxonomy places the organism in Eukaryota, Metazoa, Chordata, Actinopteri, Scombriformes, Scombridae. The coding region runs from base 18 to 692 and encodes 224 amino acids.